Messenger RNA from Quercus robur (English oak), 1702 nucleotides. RefSeq lists its product as uncharacterized. Bases 282 to 1604 code for a protein of 440 amino acids. NCBI's taxonomy places the organism in Eukaryota, Viridiplantae, Streptophyta, Magnoliopsida, Fagales, Fagaceae. Gene Ontology annotation, biological process: transmembrane transport. The transcript is spliced from 14 exons. Gene Ontology annotation, molecular function: transmembrane transporter activity. The record is from RefSeq and is a predicted model, not a curated record.
AAUUACUCAGAAAAAGACCUGGAAUCUAACUUCUUCCCUUCUCUCCCUCUCUCUCUCUCUCUCUCUCACGCUAACACUCACACUUUGACACGCACACACAAAAAAUCUUCUUUGUUAAGUAAAGAAGUAAUUUAGGCAAAGAAGUUAAAGCAAGAAAAAGACGCAACAUUCUUUUCUCAAGUGAAGAAUUGCCCUUUAUUAAGUUUUUUCUUAGAGGACGUGCUAUACUACUAGCUAGCUAACUAUCAAGCUUUUCUGUAGAGAGAGAGAGAGAGAGAGAGAUGGAGAACUUAACAUCUUUGAUCCACCUCUUUGUGACAAUUUUCCUAUCAGGCUUUGCAAAUUUCAUGGGGGUUCCUGCCAUUACUGAUGUAACGAUGUUGGCACUUUGCCCUGGUCAAGAUGAGUGCUCGCUAGCCAUUUACCUCACUGGUUUUCAACAAGCGAUCAUAGGAUUGGGAGCAAUGAUAAUUACACCGCUAAUUGGGAAUCUAUCGGACGAGUAUGGGAGAAAAGCCUUGCUCACUCUCCCCAUGACUGUCUCCAUUAUUCCACUAGCAAUAUUAGCAUACAGCAUGGAGACCAACUACUUUUAUGCAUACUUCGUGAUCAGGACUCUCACUGCCAUGGUUUCCGAAGGCAGCAUCAAUUGCCUUGCUCUAGCUUACGUGGCAGAUAAAAUUUCAGAUGUAAAUCGAGCAUCAGCAUUUGGAAUUCUAGGAGGGGUGGCGUCAGCUGCAUUUGUAUGUGGAACCUUAGCAACUCGUUUUCUCUCCACUACUUCAACAUUUCAGGUUUCGGCAUUCAUGUCAAUCCUUGCAGUUGUUUACAUGAGAAUUUUUCUUAAGGAAAGCUUACCCAGUGGGGAUGAUAUAAGGCAGCCAAUCUUGAAGGGAGAACAGGAUGUUAUUAGAAGUGAUAGUGAUUUGGAAAAUAAAAGGCAAGUCUUUAAGAGGAUUCCAUCAGUGGGGGAUCUGAUUUUCUUGACAAAGAACAGUGUGCCAUUUUCACAAGCAGCACUUAUUUCAUUCUUCAAUAGCCUUGCAGAGGGUGGGCUGAUAGCUUCGCUAUUGUACUUCUUAAAGGCCCGUUUCCACUUCAACAAAAACCAGUAUGCUGAUCUACUGCUAAUUUUGGGGGUUGCAGGGACUAUUUCACAACUGCUUUUCAUGCCCAUGUUGGCACCUAUAAUUGGAGAGGAGAAGUUGCUUUCCAUUGGCCUCUUAAUGGGCUGUGCAAAUAUGUUUGUCAACAGCAUCGCAUGGUCAGCUUGGGUUCCUUAUGCUGCUCCUGUGUUUUCAAUCUUUACUAUUUUAGUGCAACCAAGCAUUCGGAGCAUUGCAUCGAAGCAAGUUGGGCCUAAUGAGCAGGGAAAGGCUCAAGGAUGCAUUUCAGGCAUAAGUUCCUUUGCCAACAUUAUUUCUCCAUUAAUGUUUAGUCCUCUAACAGCUUUAUUCCUGUCUGAAGGAGCACCAUUUAAUUUCCCUGGUUUCAGCAUUAUGUGUGCCGGGUUUACCAUGAUGAUUGCCUUCAUUCAGAGUAUUAUGAUAAAGGGAGUUCCUUCAAGUCACAAAACUGGCAAUAACCACAGCCUGGAGGCCUAGUAUAUAGAACUUCAAUGAUCUAUUCUUUUUUUUUUCUUUUUUUUUGUUGGUAAACACGAUGAUCUAUUCUAACAUAAUAGAAAUACCUCUUGCCUUCA